This is a messenger RNA of Scatophagus argus, 2101 nucleotides long. RefSeq names its product branched chain keto acid dehydrogenase E1 subunit alpha (gene bckdha). NCBI's taxonomy places the organism in Eukaryota, Metazoa, Chordata, Actinopteri, Scatophagidae. Bases 201 to 1541 code for a protein of 446 amino acids. Gene Ontology annotation, molecular function: oxidoreductase activity, acting on the aldehyde or oxo group of donors, disulfide as acceptor. The record is from RefSeq and is a predicted model, not a curated record. The transcript is spliced from 8 exons. Gene Ontology annotation, biological process: branched-chain amino acid catabolic process.
UUAUGGUAGACUUGACACAGAUGUAUGUAAGUUAGAUAUUCGACCUGGCUGGAGAGUGUGAUUGUGGAUAUCAGCGCUGUAGACGGAGAACAAUCGGAGGCCUUUUGGCUCGUCUUGUCGCACACUUGUGACAUAUAUUUUAAAGCUAAACGUCCAGUUAGCGCAGAGCCGCUCGAAUCAAACAACUGUGGACCGUGCAGAUGGCGGCUGUUAGGGGUAUGAACAAAAUGUAUGGAGUGUGCUUCCACGCUGUUCGCCAGACGGCAGGACUGAAGGCAUCGAGGCAGCUUCAACACAGAGCCUUCCGAGUCAGCGCCGUGCGGCAGCAGCAGCCCUUUGACUCAUCACUUGAAAAGCCGCAGUUCCCCGGAGCCUCGGCUGAGUUUGUGGAUCAACUUGAGUUCAUCCAGCCCAAUGUCAUCUCCGGGAUCCCAGUGUACCGGGUGAUGGACAGGCAGGGCAAUAUCAUCAACCCCUCUCAAGACCCUCAGCUCCCCAAAGAGACAGUUUUGAACUUUUAUCAGAAGAUGACUCUGCUGAACACGAUGGACCGCAUUCUCUAUGAGUCUCAGAGACAGGGUCGGAUCUCCUUUUACAUGACCAACUAUGGUGAGGAGGGGACCCAUAUCGGUAGUGCUGCUGCUCUUGAACCAAAUGACAUGGUGUUCGGUCAAUACAGAGAAGCUGGAGUCCUGAUGUACCGUGGUUUUCCUCUGGAUUUGUUCAUGGCUCAGUGCUACGCCAACGCCGAUGACCUCGGCAAGGGCCGCCAGAUGCCUGUGCACUAUGGCUGCAAGGACCUGUACUUUGUCACCAUCUCCUCCCCUCUGGCCACUCAGAUUCCUCAGGCGGCCGGUACUGCAUAUGCCUUGAAGAGAGAAAAUAUGAACCGAGCUGUAAUAUGUUAUUUCGGAGAGGGAGCGGCCAGCGAGGGCGAUGCACAUGCCGGCUUCAACUUCUCCGCCACCCUCGAGUGCCCGCUGAUCUUCUUCUGUCGUAACAACGGCUACGCCAUCUCCACCCCCACCAGCGAGCAGUACAGGGGAGACGGCAUUGCUGCUCGCGGUCCAGGUUAUGGGAUGCUGUCCAUCCGUGUCGAUGGUAAUGAUGUGUUUGCUGUGUACAAUGCCACAAAGGAGGCGCGCCGCAGGGCUGUGGCUGAGAACCAGCCCUUCCUCAUUGAGGCAAUGACCUACAGAAUCGGCCACCACAGCACCAGUGACGACAGCUCCGCUUACCGUUCGGUGGACGAGGUGAACUACUGGGACAAGCAGGACCAUCCCAUCUCCAGGCUGAGGCACUACAUGAUGGCCCGCGGCUGGUGGAGCGAGGACGACGAGAAGAGCUGGCGGAAGCAGUCCCGCAAGACGGUGAUGGAGGCCUUCGAGAGGGCCGAGAAACGGCUGAAGCCCAAUCCCGAGCUGCUGUUUACGGACGUGUACAACGAGAUGACGCCCGGUCUGAGCAAGCAGAGGGAGUCCAUGUUCAGGCACAUUCAGCAGUACAAAGAGCACUACCCGCUUGAUCUGUACGAGAAGUAACCGCACUGACAGGGUGGAAGCGGCUGAUGUUUGAGAGUGGGAUGAACCUUGUACUGUAUUCAGAAAAAAUAUAGUUUUGAUGUGUCAGUUGCUUCUGAGCAAAUUAUGGAGAGGAGAAAGAUUAUGCUAUCAACACUACUUCAUGCCUCGGGAUUUGGUGCCUUAAGUUAAUAGAUUUCCUGUCAGUGCUGAAUCACGUCUUUCUUUCACGGCAAUUCCAAGGUCACCAACGUGCAGCAAUAAACAGCAAGUGCUGUUUGAAUGCAUUAUAUAUACAAAUUAAUAAACAGAAGUUAACCUCAGUUCAGUAUGUUCCCUCUAGUCAGUUGUCCUCUUCAGUGGUUGUUCUGUUUAACAGGUUCCUUUGUGUGUCAUUGAGGCGAGUGAUUUAACUUGUGUCAAACAACUUCCGUGUUUUAAUUUAAUGGUUUUUAUUAGGCACACCCAGAUUUUAGAUGGGUUUGCAUGCUGUUACACACUUUCAAGUCCCAUAACUGGGUACCCAUCAAGCUUCUGUUAAAUGUUUGGUGUUUUGUGGUAAAUAAACUAUUAAACCUUCA